Phragmites australis (common reed) is the source of this 1317-nucleotide messenger RNA. Its product is annotated as 3-methyl-2-oxobutanoate hydroxymethyltransferase 1, mitochondrial-like. The record is from RefSeq and is a predicted model, not a curated record. NCBI's taxonomy places the organism in Eukaryota, Viridiplantae, Streptophyta, Magnoliopsida, Poales, Poaceae. The transcript has 5 exons. Gene Ontology annotation, molecular function: 3-methyl-2-oxobutanoate hydroxymethyltransferase activity; magnesium ion binding. Gene Ontology annotation, cellular component: mitochondrion. Gene Ontology annotation, biological process: pantothenate biosynthetic process. The coding region runs from base 57 to 1163 and encodes 368 amino acids.
CCAGCCGUCGCGUUGGGGACGAACACGACACGAGUCCAAUCCAUGCCAUAUUUAAUAUGCCGUGCCGACGGAAAACGGAAAACCUGCCGUUCCUCCCGUCCCCGUCGCUCGACACGAUGCGGCAGUCUCUCUUCUUCCGGCAGCUGGCGCGGCGGCUGCUGAGCAACGUCCCGGAGUCCGCCGUCUACGGAGGGCCACGGCCGCAGGAGGCGGCGCGGCGCGUGACGGUGACCACCCUCCGCGGGAAGCACCGCCGCGGGGAGCCCAUCACCGUGGUCACCGCGUACGACUACCCCUCCGCGGUCCACGUCGACUCCGCGGGGAUCGACGUCUGCCUCGUCGGGGACUCCGCCGCCAUGGUCGUCCACGGCCACGACACCACGCUCCCCAUCUCGCUCGACCUCAUGCUCGAGCACUGCCGCGCCGUCGCCCGGGGCGCCCCUCGGCCGCUCCUCGUCGGGGACCUCCCCUUCGGGUGCUACGAGUCCUCCGCCGCGCAGGCUGUUGACUCAGCGGUGAGGGUGCUGAAAGAAGGUGGAAUGGAUGCAAUCAAGCUUGAAGGAGGUGCGCCGUCAAGGAUCAGUGCAGCCAAAGCUAUCGUGGAGUCUGGAAUUGCGGUCAUGGGGCAUGUUGGCCUCACGCCGCAGGCUAUUAGUGUGCUUGGUGGAUUUCGACCACAAGGGAAGACGGUUGAUAGUGCUGUAAAGGUUGUGGAGACAGCACUUGCCUUGCAGGAGGCUGGUUGCUUCUCGGUAGUGUUGGAGUGUGUGCCUGCUCCAGUGGCAGCUGCUGCGACAUCAGCAUUGCAAAUCCCAACCAUUGGCAUUGGGGCUGGACCAUUUUGUAGUGGGCAGGUCUUGGUCUACCAUGAUUUGUUAGGGAUGUUGCAACAUCCACAUCAUGCCAAGGUCACACCGAAAUUCUGCAAACGAUUUGGCAAUGUCGGCGAUGUCAUCAACAAGGCACUAUCCGAGUAUAAGCAAGAAGUGGAAACACGAUCUUUCCCGGGGCCAAGUCACACCCCAUAUAAAAUAACUCCCACAGAUGUUGAUGGCUUUGCGACUGCACUACAGAAGAUGGGCUUGAGCGAGGCUGCAGAUGCUGCAGCCGCCGCCGCCGCCGAAAACAGUGAGGAAGAUGGAAGGCCAAAAGAAAAUAGUUGAUUCAAUGUCAGUUAUUUUCAACCGCUAUGCUAGAUCUAGACUAGAGAGCAUAAGAGCAGUUUGAUAGCUUGCUUAGCACAAAGGUGUCCUGCGAAAUGUUAGCCAAUCCGUCUGUUGUCUGAAGAGGAUGAUGAGAUCAUAUACGUUUGAAUAA